This is a messenger RNA of Alligator sinensis (Chinese alligator), 1507 nucleotides long. It is a transcript of the gene THG1L, whose product is annotated as tRNA-histidine guanylyltransferase 1 like. Gene Ontology annotation, molecular function: magnesium ion binding; tRNA guanylyltransferase activity. Bases 57 to 926 code for a protein of 289 amino acids. Gene Ontology annotation, biological process: tRNA modification. The transcript is spliced from 6 exons. Lineage: Eukaryota; Metazoa; Chordata; Crocodylia; Alligatoridae. The record is from RefSeq and is a predicted model, not a curated record.
CCAAUGGGGAGGCAGGAAGGCCGCCGCUUCCGGUGGGAGCGCUUCCGGGUGAGGGCAUGCGACUGUGGGCGCUGGCGAGCGGCGGGCGGGCGAGGCUGAGCAGCAGCGUGGCCGCCAUGGCCAAGAGCAAGUUCGAGUACGUACGGGCCUUCGAGGCGGACGACGCCUGCCUGCCCAACACCUGGGCCGUGGUGCGCCUGGACGGCCGCAACUUCCACCGGUUUUCUGAGCAGCAUGGCUUCACGAAGCCCAACGAUGACCGUGCCCUGCAUUUGAUGACCAAGUGUGCCCAGACGGUGAUGGAAGAGCUGGAGGAUAUCACCAUUGCGUACGGACAGAGUGAUGAAUACAGCUUUGUUUUCAAGAAGAAAAGUAACUGGUUUAAAAGAAGAGCAAGUAAGUUCAUGACCCACGUAGUUUCCCAGUUUUCCUCCAGCUAUGUCUUCUACUGGAAGGAUUAUUUUAAGGACCAGCCACUUCUGUAUCCGCCAGGAUUUGAUGGAAGAGUUGUGCUGUACCCCAGCAACCAGAAUUUAAAGGACUACCUCAGCUGGAGACAAGCUGAUUGCCACAUUAAUAACCUCUACAAUACAGUAUUUUGGAUGCUUGUGCAACGAAGUGGCUUGACUCCAGUACAAGCACAAAAUAGAUUACAGGGAACUUUGGCUGGAGAUAAGAAUGAAAUUUUGUUUUCCGAAUUCAACAUUAACUACAACAAUGAGCCCUUGCUGUAUAGAAAAGGAACUGUACUAAUAUGGCAAAAGGUUAAUGAGGUCACUACAAAAAGAAUCCAAUUUCCAAAGGAAACUGAAGAGAAGGAAGUUGAAGUGACGCGGACCAGGAAUAAAGUUGUCCCUCUGCACUGUGACAUUAUUGGGGACCAGUUCUGGGAAGAGUAUCCUGAAAUCCUGGCUGAUGACAGCUGAUAUUUCCAGUUUGAAUUUAGGUGUAAAGGACAGUUUACAGUUUAGUCUAUGGGGGCCUUUGUGAACUGAAGAGCAUGGCAGGUUGGCUGGAAUAAUUUCACUUUGUAACCUUUAUUGUGAAAGGUAUUGAAAUCUUAAAAAACACUGUAUCCUUGUCUGUAGUGCAAAUAGAUCCUCCAGCAAAAGCUAGAAUCAGGUCCCUUUCAAAACAGCAAGAACCCUUUGUGAAUGACCAAAUUGACCCUUGUAAGGCUGCAUUUGCCUCAAGACUGAUUACAGUAUUAUAAUGUAUUUAUGUAGCAUCCUGGACAUCAAAGUCCCAGGCUGCUUUAUACAGUUGGUUAAAGUAAAAUUAUUUACUUUUUAGAACAGUGUAAAACAACAGGAAAACUGUUUCUUUAGAUUUGCUUAUAACCAUGAAGCAGAUUGGAGUAUGUAGGGUAGUGCUUUUAAAUUAAACGCCAAGACUGUGGAGCUUAGUAACAAAAUAUUGAAGAACUGUACAUCUCAGGCUUAUAUCAAUAUAUGACAUGGAACACCAAUUUAUGAGGGCAACUUUUAAUGUACUUCUCAAAUGUAAA